CUCGAACUCCACUUAAGACGCGGCGCUGCAGGCGGAAUCCCCGGCUUCUGGGGCGGCGAGUGGUCUGGCAGGGCGCCGAACGUGUGGGGCGGGAAAGAAGAGUUGAGCGACCUCCCGGGCGCCGGGCUCCGUAGGCCGGCUGCAGGCCCGCAGGCCGCCCUCCCGCGCCUCGCCAGUGCGCACCCUGGCCGUGAGCACCUGCGCGGCGAGGGGCCGCUGGGCGGCAUGAAGGUCACGUCGCUCGACGGUCGCCAGCUGCGGAAGAUGCUGCGAAAGGAGGCGGCGGCGCGCUGCGUGGUGCUGGACUGCCGGCCUUACCUGGCCUUCGCCGCCUCCAGCGUGCGCGGCUCGCUCAACGUCAACCUCAACUCGGUGGUUCUGCGGCGAGCCCGCGGCGGCGCGGUGUCUGCGCGCUACGUGUUGCCCGACGAGGAGGCGCGCGCGCGGCUCCUGCAGGAAGGAGGAGGCGGCGUGGCUGCCGUGGUGGUUCUGGACCAGGGCAGCCGCCACUGGCAGAAGCUGCGCGAGGAGAGUGCCGCGCGAGUCGUGCUCACCUCGCUGCUCGCCUGUCUGCCCGCUGGCCCGCGGGUCUACUUCCUCAAAGGAGGAUAUGAGACCUUCUACUCAGAAUAUCCUGAGUGUUGCGUGGACGUAAAACCCGUUUCACAAGAGAACAUAGAAAACGAGACUGCCCUCAUCAGCCAGUGUGGGAAACCAAUGCUCAGCAUCAGCUACAGGCCAGCUUAUGACCAGGGCGGCCCAGUUGAAAUUCUUCCGUUCCUCUACCUUGGAAGUGCCUACCAUGCAUCCGAGUGCAAGUUCCUCACCAACCUGCACAUCACGGCCCUGCUGAAUGUCUCGCGGCGGACCUCCGAGGCCUGCAUGAGCCGCCUACACUACAAAUGGAUCCCCGUGGAAGACAGCCACACAGCUGACAUUAGCUCCCACUUUCAAGAAGCAAUAGACUUCAUUGACUGUGUCAGGGAAAAGGGAGGCAAGGUCCUGGUCCACUGUGAGGCUGGGAUCUCCCGUUCACCCACCAUCUGCAUGGCUUACCUCAUGAAGACCAGGCAGUUUCGCCUGAAGGACGCCUUCGAUUACAUCAAGCAGAGGAGGAGUGUGGUGUCGCCCAACUUUGGCUUCAUGGGCCAGCUCCUGCAGUAUGAAUCUGAGAUCCUGCCUUCCACGCCCACCCCUCAGGCUCCCUCCUGCCAAGGGGAGGCAGCCAGCUCUUCCUUCAUAGGCCAUUUGCAGACACUGAGCCCUGACAUGCAGGCCUCCUACUGCACAUUCCCUACCUCAGUGCUGGCACCAGUGACCACCCACUCGACGGUCUCAGAGCUCAGCAGGGGCCCCAUGGCCACCGCCACAUCCUGCUAGAACUUAAUGGGGCAACCCGCCCAGCCCCAAGAACAACUGUGAUUUUGUUUUUUAAACUCGUGAACAUUUCAUACCUGUGCAAUACUGAAGACCCUGCUCUGUCCCACCACCCCAGUGGGUUGGUAAGGGGUCACCAGGCUUGCAAACCAAUUUCAGACUGACCUCGGGGAUAGGUUCUUGGGAACUGAAGGAAGGCCAAGCCAUCACAAGAGCACAGCCUGUGCUGACUACUGUACUUCCAGACCCCCUGCCCUCUCAGGACUGCCCAGUCCUGGCACCUCAAAGUUCGCCUUUUCAUUUCAAGCGUAAGGCAAUAAACACCUGCAACAACCUGGGAGAAAGCAGUUGCUAGACUGCAAGAAAAGGCAGUUAUGAUGCCACUGCAUCCUGAAGGAAGCACAAUCUCCACCUUACUUUUUUAACUUUGGCAGUCUUCGUACCUGUCUGUCGCUUCAGGGAAUAGCUGAUCAUCUAGUCAGGAAAGGAACACUCCAGGGUUCAUAGGGACCCAAUAUAUAUGCCCAUUCGAACCCUCAUAUCUUUUUGAGAUUUUCUCUUGGGUCCCAUGGAGACAGUUUGUUGAGGUAGCAAGACAUUGACAUUUCUGGGUUGCCUUUUCACUGUGGGUUCUUCCCUGACUUUGGACUUUGGCAUGACUCUUACUCAUACUUGAACCUUUCUCGUUGCACCUCUACUCAAAGCAACUCUUGUAUCCUUUUGAAGAGUUUUUAGACCAUAGACCAAAAAUCACCCGUUUGAGGUGGUGGCAGCGCGUACCAGGAGAAAAAGGGUAGCUACUGCCCGGGUCAGUGUCAUUGACAGUCUUUUCCCCAGCUUGCUGUUCUUGUAUGUGCUUGUCUUGUCUCUUGUGACACUUGUUUUCCUCCUACCCGUGAGGGUUGUCUUCAAGCUGUUGAUUUCACAGUGUGGUACUACUUUUUUGUCUAUAGGUUAUUUCUCCAGGGGAAAGGCAAUAAUUUCUUUAAAUCCAUACGAAUGUGAAGAGAAGCAGUAUGUAACUGGUUGCUGUUGUUGUUCUCGGUUUUUUAUAGUGUAAAAUAAAAAUAGUAAAAAGAAAC
This is a messenger RNA of Artibeus jamaicensis (Jamaican fruit-eating bat), 2459 nucleotides long. RefSeq names its product dual specificity phosphatase 5 (gene DUSP5). The record is from RefSeq and is a predicted model, not a curated record. Bases 226 to 1380 code for a protein of 384 amino acids. The transcript has 4 exons. Gene Ontology annotation, biological process: negative regulation of MAPK cascade; endoderm formation; protein dephosphorylation. NCBI's taxonomy places the organism in Eukaryota, Metazoa, Chordata, Mammalia, Chiroptera, Phyllostomidae. Gene Ontology annotation, cellular component: nucleus; cytoplasm. Gene Ontology annotation, molecular function: MAP kinase tyrosine/serine/threonine phosphatase activity; protein tyrosine/threonine phosphatase activity.